Molecule: messenger RNA, 925 nt
Organism: Galeopterus variegatus (Sunda flying lemur)
Lineage: Eukaryota; Metazoa; Chordata; Mammalia; Dermoptera; Cynocephalidae
Product: meteorin-like protein
Exons: 3
Coding region: 22-711 (229 amino acids)
Biological process (GO): energy homeostasis; positive regulation of brown fat cell differentiation
Molecular function (GO): hormone activity
Source: RefSeq, a predicted model, not a curated record
GCGGCGGGCGCCGUGGAGUGGAUGUACCCGACUGGGGCACUCAUUGUCAACCUGCGGCCCAACACCUUCUCGCCCUCCCGACACCUGACCGUGUGCAUCAAGCCCUUCAGGGACUCCUCGGGGGCCAAUAUUUAUUUGGAAAAAACUGGAGAACUGAGGCUGCUGGUGCGGGACGGGGACGGCGGGCUCGGCGGGGUGCAGUGCUUCGGCCUGGAGCAGGGCGGCCUGUUCGUGGAGGCGACGCCCCAGCAGGACAUCAGCCGGCGGACCACGGGCUUCCAGUACGAGCUGAUGAGCCGCAGCAGGGGGUCGGACCUGCACGCGCUGUCUGCCCCGUGCCGCCCUUGCAGUGACACCGAGGUCCUCUUAGCCGUCUGCACCAGUGACUUUGUUGUCCGAGGCUCCAUCCAGGACGUCACCCACGAGCCAGAGCGUCAGGAGUCGGCCAUCCACUUGCGAGUGGACAAGCUGUACCGGCAGAAGGGCAGGGUCUUCCAGCCGGCUCCCGAGGGCGACAGCCACUGGCAGGGGCACGUCCUGACACUGCUGGAGUGUGGCGUGCGGCCGGGGCACGGUGACUUCCUCUUCACCGGCCACAUGCACUUUGGGGAGGCGCGGCUUGGCUGUGCCCCACGCUUCAAGGACUUCCAAAGGAUGUACAGGGACGCCGAGGAGAGGGGGCUGAACCCCUGUGAGAUCGGUGCAGAGUGACCACAGGGUGACCCGGGGCAUCACCCCCUCUCCUGAUAAGCCACUGCAGGCUGCCGCGGAUGCUCGAAUCCUGCUGGGGGCCGCACGCUGGGGUCCGCACGCCCCGGUGCUGGCUGGGCCCUGGUGUUCAGCUGUGGAGGUUCAUGCCACGUUUGACCCCACAAGGUCUCAGCUGAGGAUGCCCUGAUCAAUUGGAAAUGCUGUAAAAUGCAAA